AUGACUUGGUCCUUAACAAUUUCUCGCGAUUUAACCGCGAAGGACAAAAUUCCUAGAAGAUGCUACAGAUCCUCCAGUACAAACGCUGCCAAAAAGAAUCCAUACCAAAAGGACUUUGACUACACUGAUGAACGUCAAAUAUCAGGCUUCGAUCCGGUGAAAGCAGUUAAGGAAAUGGAUGAGCCGAAAAUCUGGCCCUUCAACAAGAACACGAUAUUGGAAAAGGUCGUUCAAGUGCAAGCCUCAAAAGAAAAGUUAUAUCCUGUUCGAGAGAUAAAGGAGGUGCAGGGUGACGAGAUGAAAAGUGAGUUGAUGCAGCAUUCGGAACCCAAGCCUGAGGCUCUGAAUCUAAAACGCCAGUACCAAUGCGAGACGCCUCUCAACGAGAUAGUCUCCGUCCCAUCGCCAAAUGCUACGAAGGUCAAGGCAAUCGACACUAGACCCUCAAUGCUGACCGAAUCCUCAGAACAGGCUUUCACGGAAGCCCAGUUCCAGCACACUUUGAGCAACACCGAUCUGCUUUGA
Letharia lupina is the source of this 525-nucleotide messenger RNA. RefSeq lists its product as uncharacterized. NCBI's taxonomy places the organism in Eukaryota, Fungi, Ascomycota, Lecanoromycetes, Lecanorales, Parmeliaceae. The transcript has 2 exons. Bases 1 to 525 code for a protein of 174 amino acids. The record is from RefSeq and is a predicted model, not a curated record.